AUGUCUAGUUUUUCGAUUGUAGACGCCCUCGAUAUCCUAUACACCUCAAUUCCUCAAUGGAACACACGCCUCGAUGAGCUAAACGGCCAAAUAGCUCUGCGACAAAUAGAGCUCGCACGAUUAGAAGAUUCAGAGCAUCCGAGGCCCUCGACACGAUCACUCAAGAACAAGGGUUCUACCGAGUCAUUGCGACCCAAAGAUGGAGGGGAAAACCCCUUCGCAAACGACGCAGAGGGUAUUCCACUGAAUCCUUUCGAUACACCAAAGUCGACCACCAAUGGAUACUCCCCUCCACGACGGACGAGCUCCUCGAUCGCAAGAGGUUUAGCGAGCGGAAAAUUGGCAACAAACAUACAGCCAAAAGCUCACAAUUCGACGGGGGCGCUUGAAAGGCAGCCCUCAACAUCAAAAUCACCAACACAACAGGUCAACGGCGGACGGAAUGUGUUGCGAAAACGAAAAACAGAAUCGCUGGCUUCCGGAGAAUCAAUUGCCCCUAAAUUUAGAACGAGAUCUAUGAUCAUCAUAUACUACGAUGGUGAAGUUCAACGAGCGUUUGAAGACCUUGUCAAAUUUGUAAGCGGGAGCAGAAAUUCUAUGCGUAAGGGGAAAAUGGCAGCAAAAAUGGCAGAAAUGAAACGCGCCGCAGAAAAGGAAGUCGAGGAAGAAGAAGACUUAGAUGCAGAAGACGACAUGCUUGCUGCGGAUAAUUUGGUUGUCGGGCCAAAGGCGUUAGAACCAGAUCCAUUGGCAGUCGGAUCUGAUGAGGGCGAUGAGGACGAUGAUGAACCAAUGCCAAAACUGAAAUUCGUCUCUACCAGAAAUAUGGGACCGCGGAACAUGGCGAAGGAAGCGGCAACAGCUGACAACCAGGGAAGCACGCUCAGUCUUGGCCUGUUACGAGGAUACCGAAGAGGCCCUGCGGAAUCUCCGGAUAUUUUCGACCAGCUAGACAAAGGACUAGAGUGGUGUCAAAUCCAAUGCGAGAAAGGUGCCCAUAACUUCCUUCGCGAAGGAGAGUGUGGUACAGAAAUCGCCAGUAUCAAAUCAAAGCUGACAGAAGUCCAAGCCACCGCGCUGAAAGAAAUGGAACGACUGAAGAAAGAAGAAGCUACAUUGGGAGCUCGACCGGUGAAAGCUCCACGGCCAGAUAUUCCCAAACCAAGGGGCAGAGAAUUAAAACAACCACAACUGAGAAGAGAGUACAAUCCACCCAAAGAACUUGAGGUCGAUGACAUGGAAGUCGACGAUGAGGGUGUUGAUGACCUCCAGCUUCCGGCGAAGUUGGUUUUCAAGCGCUCCGGGCAGGUUUGA
This is a messenger RNA of Glarea lozoyensis ATCC 20868, 1314 nucleotides long. RefSeq lists its product as uncharacterized. Lineage: Eukaryota; Fungi; Ascomycota; Leotiomycetes; Helotiales; Helotiaceae. The transcript has a single exon. The record is from RefSeq and is a predicted model, not a curated record. Bases 1 to 1314 code for a protein of 437 amino acids.